AGUUAAACAGGCAGUCACAGACUCUGUCAGACAUUCACUUCAAGGAGUCGUGGAAAGUUCUUCAUGUGGAUUACUGUUUAUGAAAUGACUGGACAGUUGAAGAUCAAUCUGAGAGGGCUAACGUGAAAAAUUGGCAAACAACAAAUAGAAAAGGUCCAAAGAUCAAACCUCACCCCCGGCUGAUGAAAUGGAGGCCUUCAACUUUACUCCUACGGAAUCUCUCUACUCAAAUGGAACAGAUCUGCCUUUAGAGAGCCUGGACAGGAUUGUGGAGGUGGUCUUCAUGAUUAUAGGUCUUGGUUCUCUGAGCUUGAUUACAAUAAUCGGUAAUAUCUUGGUCAUUGUCUCGAUAAAAGUCAACAGGAAUCUCCAAACAGUCAACAAUUAUUUCCUGUUUAGCCUGGCCUGUGCAGAUUUAAUCAUCGGCCUCUUCUCCAUGAACCUCUACACAGUCUACAUAGUGUUUGGCUAUUGGCCACUUGGCCCAGUCAUAUGUGACCUGUGGUUGGCCCUUGACUAUGUCAUGAGCAAUGCAUCAGUAAUGAACCUGCUAAUAAUAAGCUUUGAUCGUUAUUUCUGUGUAACCAAACCACUCAGUUACCCAGUAAACAGAACCACAAAAAUGGCAGGUAUGAUGAUAGCAGCAGCAUGGAUACUCUCGUUCAUAUUGUGGGCUCCAGCCAUCCUUUUUUGGCAGUUCGUUGUAGGUGAGCGGACAGUUCCAGAAGGGGAGUGCUACAUUCAGUUCUUCUCCAAUGCAGUGGUGACCUUUGGUACAGCCAUUGCUGCCUUCUAUGUGCCUGUGAUCACCAUGAUAGUGCUGUACUGGCAGAUCUCCAAGGCCAGCCGGAGUCGUGUGAGGAGGCCGAACAGGAGGGUAUCCGGUGACAGUCAGGACACUUAUCAGGGUGGCUACAACCCAGGAGCCAAUCAGGGCAGAAGUAAAGAAAGCAAGGCUGGGAGCAAGGCGGGCGAAGAGAAACAGACGCACACGUUAGAUGCUGGUGCUGAGGAUGCCACCACUGGAGAGGACCAGGAGACAGAGAACGAGUCCACAUCAGGCAGCGUCCUUGCUUCAUCCAAUCACAAAGAGGAGGAGGUCGAUCCUCUGGGGAGCGAUGGAGAUGCCCAAACCCAACAGUCACAUCAGAACCAGAACAAAACCAGAGCCAGCUGGUCCAAACUCACGUGUAUCAGAUCACCAUCCCAACCACCAUUAGGAAACAUCUAUACACCUCCUGACAGGAAGGUGGAGGCAUUCCCUGAAGGACCAAGUUCAGUUCCUCAGAGGAUCCUAAAAUCGACUCUCCAACCACCCAAAAAGAGAAAGCGGAGAAGUAUACCGUCCCGUGAGCAGAAAGUCACACGGACCAUCAUGGCUAUUCUGGUGGCGUUUGUGGCUACUUGGACUCCCUACAAUGUGAUGGUGCUCAUUAACACGUUUUGCACCAGCUGCAUUCCAAACUCCGUGUGGACCUUCGGCUACUGGCUCUGCUACAUCAACAGCACAGUCAAUCCAGCCUGCUACGCCCUUUGCAACAUCACCUUCAAAAACACCUUCAAACACCUCUUGCUGUGCCGAUACAAAAAUAACCGCUCAUUUAAAUAAAGGAAGGUGCUAAAAUGAAGGAAUCUUAAUAUGUAAAUGUUUAGAGGUUUAAAAGAAGGAAUCCUUGUCAUUGACACCUUUGAGCCAGUUUAAUCAGAUAUCAGAUCCUGGAUCAGAUUGCAUUGGGCCAUCCAAUAAGGCCCAGGCUAAAAUCUCCUGAAGUUUCCCUUUAAGGGGUAGGUAACAUGCACACGCAGCAGAGAGGCCACACAGAGCAAAAACUCUCCUUUAGCGCCCUUUCUGGCAUUUUGUGCCCUAGGCAACCGUCUAUGUAGCCUAUGCACCUGUGUUGUGUGCAAAUGUACACAUUAGUCUUAAAGACAUUUACGUAUGUCAUUUUAUCAUUUCAAUCCAGCUUAGAAUGCGAUAAUCAUCACCAGUGGUGGCUUAACUGUAAUAUCUUGAAUCGUUGCCCCACAAUAGGCUGUUGUAGUAAUAAUUGAGACUAUUUGGUGUGAAAACAUGGGUGAAAACAUUACAAACUUAACAUUAAAAAAACAUUACAAACAUUACAUUACAAACUUACAUGUAACGUACACUACUAUGACAUGACAUGUUCAAGUUACAUCUUUCUAUUUUGUAAUUCAAGGAC
Molecule: messenger RNA, 2201 nt
Organism: Clupea harengus (Atlantic herring)
Lineage: Eukaryota; Metazoa; Chordata; Actinopteri; Clupeiformes; Clupeidae
Gene: chrm2b
Product: cholinergic receptor, muscarinic 2b
Biological process (GO): adenylate cyclase-inhibiting G protein-coupled acetylcholine receptor signaling pathway; chemical synaptic transmission; regulation of smooth muscle contraction
Cellular component (GO): plasma membrane; dendrite; synapse
Molecular function (GO): G protein-coupled serotonin receptor activity; G protein-coupled acetylcholine receptor activity
Source: RefSeq, a predicted model, not a curated record